AUGGUGACGUACAGUCGCGAAGCGUACACGAGUUUAGCUGGAAAGGUUCUCGCGCUCUACCGAACCAUUCGAAGCGGGGCUUUCGACCCAGAUCUGGAUCCAGCAUCACGUGUUAUGCAGGUGGCGGAUGCUUUGGAGAAGGGAGUGCAGUCGGCCAGUGCUGAAGGAGGACGACGGCAAGUUUCGGGUUUGGCGCCACCGGUGAAGCUGAAGGCUGAUUCUGAUGGUUCCGCCUCGGAGCCAGAGAAACCUGAACCCUUUGCCGUCCCAGGGGCCUGGGAGCGGCCUUGUGAGCGAGGUGUUCUUCUGGGUGCUGAUGUGCGUGAGGAUCGCGACCCUGAUGACCACGUCGGCAGUGUGCGACGAGCUGACGCACCGCAGCCACUGUCCCGCAUGGCCGACAGCGCCGAAUACAAAUCGGAUGCUUCCAUCCUCCAUGGAGUUCGUAGCCAGAGGGUCCAGGAGUGCCAUGACCUUGAGCUUCUUUCGGGCAUGGUUUCUCUCAUCUUCAUCACUACGCACGCAGCUUUCUUGGAUAGAGCUAAGAAGAUUGGCUUCACCGAGGAGACAAUUCAGGGCCUGGUGGACAAUGGUUACACCACGUUCGGGCGCUUGGCUUUCGCUGUGUCGGCGACGCCUACAACUUUGACUGAUGAGGCUGUGGACGCGUGGAUCAACGGUCUUGGCAUCAGUCCUACCGGCUACCAGAAGGGGAGCCUGCGCCGCCUUCUCUUCGAUGGCGUCAGCAUGGCCAUUGAGGAGGGAAAGUCACGGAUCGAGCCCGGGGUAAGGCCAUCCAAAGAAGUUAGCAGCUGCCGAGCGCAUGGACAGGCAGGCUCGCCAGGAGAGGACCCUGGGCGGCUUGGUCUUCACCCCAGAGACCCGGCAUGCGUGGACCUUUGUGUGGAGAUGCUGGAACCAGGAGGUCGCUGGCCUUCGACAUGGCUAAUCUCGCAUGUUCAGUUCUUGUUCUCAGUUUUGCAGCGAGCUCAGCCAAAGGGAUUUGCAGGCAUUCAGUUGUCGCAGAUCAUUGAGGCAGACAAGCAGCUGUUCAUCCUUGCAAGUAAUAACUUGAUGGGCAGGUUGACAGCACCUGCCGGCACAGAUCCAGUUCUUGAUGCCGAGAUCACCCGCCUUUCACGUAGUCCCGAGAUCAUGCAAUACUUGGCCCCCUUGCCGAAUCCUCCGCCGCACCAGUUCCUGCAUGGGGGCAAGCCAGGGGACAAGGGAGGAAAGGGCGCUGGCAAGGAGAAGAAGGGGAAAGGCGCUGGCAAGACACUUGAUCUUCCCGAGGGGUGUGCAACAAAGGACGAGGGCCCCCCAGAGGAUGCGCCGGACUCUGGAGAAGUGAAUUGUGGCGCGCUGGAAACUGGGGAUCUGUCCUUAGCGGAUCCUGAGGUUUGGGCACAAACGCGUUUGAAGAGUGCUGCACAGAUCUCGGAGUCCGACCUUCAGUCGCUCUUCGGUUUGCUUCCGAAAGAUGAGGUGCGAGGAGGUUCGCGUGAGGUGCGUAGUGCUUUCGUGACUGGUUGCUAUGCCCAGGGAGGUUUUCGUGGGUUGCGCAAGGAGUGUCACACUUUUCCGUUUGCAAGCCGAAUUAUGACCCGCUUCGUCAAGGAGCGUCUUCCCGGUCAUGUGUUCUCCACUUGUGGCUUCUUUUCAAACAGUGCGACCCCUCUUCAUAAGGAUGGGCGCAACGCACCUUGGCCUAAUGCCUUGUUCCGCGUCACAGACUUCCAGGGCGGCGGAUUGUGGAUUGAGGGACCAGGUGACGACGUGCGGGUUUCCGGUCAGCUUGAGUUGAGUGGCAGCGUGCAUGAGCUUACUUCCGAGCCUUUAGUUUUUGAUGCAUGGUCAAACUACCAUCAGACUGAGCCUUGGACUGGCAAUAGGCUUGUUUUGGUGACAUGGGUCAUUCAGCAGCUCGGGGACUUUGGUGAAGCAGAGCUGGCUAGGGCGCGGGGCUUAGGAUUCCUGCUGCCACCGGAGGUUCCCUUCCCGCUUGAGACAUCACAGACACGCCUCCCUGAUGAAGCUGCAUAUCCUUGUGUCCUUGCACAGAGGUAUUCUCUCUGCGUGGCCCAGCGGGCGCUGGUCACGUGGAUGCCUCGGCGGGUUCCCCUAGCACCCUUCAGGGAGGGACCAUCCCUGAAGCUCCCGGCUGUGACGCUCGCGGCCUUGAGGGAGAACCUCACCAAGGUCAUGGAGGGCAAGGCCAUCUUUGCCCUGGAGGCUUUGUUGCAGUCGGAGGGAUAUGACGACAUGGGAGCCAUCACAUUUCUCAAGGUCAGACGGGAGGCGCUUUUGAGCAAGUCCGAGCCGAUUGAUGCUGAGGAGGCAAGAGUCUUGGCGGAGGCAUCUCAAGAGGAGGUGUCGCUCGGCUUCCUUGAGGGGCCGUUUUACAGCAGGGCUGAAGUUUCAUCCCGACUUGAGACAGAGGACUGGACGGUGAUACGCCGCUUCGUCAUUUUCCAGGGUGCUGAGGGCAAAGCACGCCCAAUCGACAACUGCCUCGAGGCCCAGCUUAACUCGGGGUACACAUCGAGCAUCCACUUGCGUUUGCAAGACGGUGACUACCUGGCCGCCAUGGCCCUGUUCGUUGCCCGCGAGAUCCACGGGGGCAGGGCGCACCCCGAGGCGAAGGAGUGGCGCGGAAAGUGCCUUGACUUGAGCAAAGCGUAUAAACAGCUUGCAGUUCUGCCAGCCCACCGGCCUUUGGCAGUCAUAGCAGUGCGGCAAGAGGAUGGGCGCGACGCCCUGUACGUGUCAAACAUAUAUGCCUUUAACCGGGUGAGCCGUUGCUUGUGGUUCUUGAUCAAUCGACUGCUCUGGAUUCCUUCCGGGGUGUACUUCGACGACUACCCCCUGUUAUGUCCAGCGGCCACGGCCGAGAGUGCGGACUCGGUUGUGAGCGACUUUUUGGAUUGCCUGGGGUGGCGUCACGCCAAGACGGGUGUGAAGGGUCGUGCCUUUGCUCCAAGCUUUGACGUCUUGGGGAUGACCUUGGGCCUGGACAGGGUAGCCCAAGGAGAGGUGAGCCUUGCCAACAAGCAGGGUCGCAUCGAGCGCAUUGUAGCCCAGCUUCAGGAGGUUGGUUCUAGGGGUGAGAUUAGCAGGCAGCUUGCCCAGGUCCUGCAGGGUUUGUUGCAAUACGCUUCUGGCUUCUACGCUGGCAGGGCUUUGAAACACGCCUCGCAUGUGCUUUCACGUAUAGUGGGUGGCUUACACUUCAGCCCCCUUGACCUCCGAGAUUUUUGCCGUCAUACCAUCCGCCUUUUGCAGGACGAGACCCCGCGCAUUUUGAGGUGCUUCAUGACAACCGAUGUCCUCCACCUUUGGACGGAUGGCUCCUGGGAGUCAGGGGUGGCGGGAGUUGGACUUGCCGCUCACGACUGCUUCUCCGGGACAGGUUGGGUCUUAGAGGGCCGUGUCCCGUCAAGGGUGCUUGAGCUGUGGAAGUCCGAGAUCGGCGGCGAUCAGUUGAUUUGCGAAAUCGAAAUGUUCGCGAUUCUUGCAUCCAUGAUGGAAUUGAGUUCCAUCCUGGAGUCCCGAAGAGUAGUGUGGUGGGUGGACAACAACGCCACCCGCAGCCUCGUGAUAAAGGGGGCCAGCAGAAGCUGGGCCAUGCAUUCUCUUGCCCGAAUCUUCUCCCAGUUGGACCAGGAGCACCCAUCCAUGUGGUGGGUAUCACGAGUGCCUUCCUUUUCGAACCCAGGUGAUGCGCCAUCGCGAGGUCACGGCAUCGAGGUCGUGACGAUGGUGGGAGCGUCUUUCACCCGCUUGGAGGAGCUGGCGAAGAGGAUCCUUGAGCUCAAGCGAGCCUGA
Messenger RNA from Symbiodinium natans, 3825 nucleotides. The record is from the annotation of a GenBank genome assembly. NCBI's taxonomy places the organism in Eukaryota, Dinophyceae, Suessiales, Symbiodiniaceae.